AUGAAUUACUAAAUAGUUUUCAUUAUUUUUUGCUUAAUUAAUAUUUCGAAUUCAUAAUGGGAACCAAAAUACUAAUACUUAUGUUAUAAUAGCAUUUAUACUUAAAAUAAUGGGCCAUCUGCUUCUGACUUUGCGGGAAACUUUUUAUUGCCCAACCAAUUAAUAACAGCAAAGUUUAUAACUUGCACAAAACCUUCAAUAAGCUACAUUACUCUUAAUAGCAGAUAUCCAUCGGCUUAAAUGGCAUAUAAGAUAGAGUAUGAGAAUGGAUUUUUUUUAUCUGUGGAUUUUUAUUUUCGAGGUAAAUGGACAUCUCAAACUGUUACUAUUACGAUAGACUCAUUUUCACACUCAUUUAUCUACAAUUCCCCUACCAAUUAUCUAGCAAAAACUGGAUUUUGUGAUGACAUGGAUUACGACAUUAAAACUAUUAAUUUUAUAUUUUCAACAUCAGUAGUAGGCAAAUUGUAGUUUACAUCAUCUAAUACAAUUGAUGGAUAAGUUUCAAUAAGAAACUUAUAUAUUUAAGGUCCCAAAUGCUACCCAUCAUGUCUAAAAUGCACAGGCCCAAAAUCUAAUUAAUGUACAAAAUGUUAUUAUGGAUUACCUCAAAACAAUAUUUGCCCGCCCUGCCCAUCUCAUUAAUUUUAUAUGAAAAGAAUUGGAUGCAGAGAUAUUUGUGAUAUUAGUUAUCCGCUUUACUAUAAUGGUUUUUGUUAAAGUUAUUCAAGUAUUUAUUUUUAUUGAAAUAUUAUAGUUGAAGGAUUGGUUUCAAAACUUUAUAAUAGGAUUAAUUUUAAUGGUUUCAAAUAUAUGACCCAUUAAACGUAGAUACAUCUCCAAAAGUAAUUUCUGAUUAUUAUGGGAUUUUUAAGUUUAAUUCUGGUGUCUAAAAGUUUUACGAAUCACUUACUACUUAUUCUUAUGCAAUUCAUUUAAUUGGAUUGAAAAUUACAAUAUUCACUUUUAAUGCUAUUCCACUUAAUUGUGGAAUAAAGUUUUUAAUUAUGGAAGUAUUCAAAUUAAAUAUCUUAUUAUAUAGGAAUUAAUAUAUAUUUAGGUUUAAUUAUCAAUCAAAUAAUUUUCAAACUUAGAAACCCCAUAAUAAUACUUAUUUUGGUUCAAUUUAUAGAAAUGAAUCAGGAAUUUAAACACAUAAUAUAAAAAUCUAUUAUAACUAUGAAUAUGGUUCAUUCUAAAAUUAUUAAUCACAUUAGAUGAUUCAGUUAAUCACAUACGUUGAUGUUCCAAAGUAACCUUUUCUUUUUUCAGCAAUAGGAAAUUAUUCGUAAAUAUUCAUAUCUUUCAAAUUAGUGAUAAUACUGCAGGAUGGGGAUUGUACAAAUUUGAAGUUACGACAGGAUUUUGUCCUUCUUCCUGUUUAUUGUGUGAGGUAUCAUUUAAAUGUAAGACUUGUCAAGUUGGAUCCUAUAAGUAUAAUAAUAAUACUUGCAUAUACGGUUGUUCAUAACGAUAUUAAAAAAAAAAUGGCACUGAUUGCUAUGAUUUUGAUAAUGAAACACCUUGUAUCAACUUUCUAUAUAUUUAGAUUCUUAAUAUUUAAGUUUAGACUUUAUAGAUUUGGCACACGAUCCUGAAUAAAUAUGCAGAAUAUAUAUUAAUUUCUUAAAAUGGGAACAAUUUUUUAAAAGGAUCAAAUAUAUACUAUUCUUUUUUAUAUUGGGAUUAUCUUAGGUAAAGAAUUUUUGGAGGUCCUCUCAUAUGGGCAUAGGCAAAGUUUGAAAGGACUCAUACUGUAGAUGACCCACAUCAUAGUAUCACCAUUGCAUUUUAUAUAUUAUAUGGGCCAGCAUUCCCUUCAGAUGGUUAAUUUAUUUAUUAAGUGGAAAAUAAUUCACCAGUUUCUAAAUCAACCAACAAUGUUAUUGAUUCAUAUUCUAAUGGUGUAAAAUAUGAUAGAGUAUAUGAAAGAAUAAAUCAUGAUACAACAACAUUAACGAUAAAUUGGGAAUGCUUUGGAUUAAAUAAUGAACCUAUUAAUGCUUAUUGUGGUUUUUAUAAUUAUUAUGUUGCUGUUCAUAAAUGUUAACCAUAUUGUUUAAAAUGUUAAGACUAAAAUACUUGCACAUAAUGGAGCAGCGAUUAUGAUGCAAAUGUUGUUAAAUUCUCAUAAGAUUAAUGUUUAAUGAAUUAAUAUUUUGAUAAUGAUUCUUAUAGAUGUUUGGAUUGUCCAAUUUCAUGUUUAACUUGCACAUCUAAAAUAGAUUGUCAAACAUGUAAAUCUACCUAUAUUUAAACUAAAUUAGGAUGUAUUUGUAAAUUGAAUCAAUAUGAAGACUCGAAUCAAUGUUAAGAUUGUCCAAUUGAAUGUAAUUAAUGCUUAAAUCAAACCAACUGCUUAGAAUGUUUAUCUACAAACUAUAGAUAAUUAAAAAAUCAAUAAUGUAUUUGUAUUGAUGGAUACUAUCCAAUUUAAUUAAAUCCUAAAUGUGAAAGAUGCCAUUAAUUUUGUAAAACUUGCACUGGGCCUACUUUCAAUGAUUGCUUGACUUGCAAUGAUAUUGAUAAUAUUGAAAAUGUAGGAUCAACUUGUAGGUGUCCAAUAGGAUUAUUUUAUUAAUUAACAUCAAAAUCAUGUUUAUAGUGUCACCCAUCAUGUUAGGCUUGCUUUUUAGAGACAUUUGAUAGUUGUUUAACUUGUGAUGCAUCUUUAAAUAGAAUUUUAAAAGGACUAAAAUGUACAUGUGAGCCUGGUUAUUAUGAAUUAAAUAAUAUUUGUACAAGUAAUUAUAUUUUUAUAUAUUUUAGAUUGCCCAAAUACAGAAGAUGCUUUAUUAAGUUAAUGUUAUAAAUUAUGUAGUAAUAAUUAAUAAAUAUGGCAUACAAACACAUGUAAUUUUUGUGAUUCAGGAUUUCAUUUAAUUUCUGGAGAAUGCCAACCUAUCUGUGGAGAUUUAUAAAUUGUUGGAUAUGAAGAAUGCGAAGAUAAUAAUACUAUUUUAGACGAUUUAUGUUAUAAUUGUUAAUUUUAAUGUCCAGUUCAUUGUUUAACAUGUGAUGAGUCAACUACUUUACCUUGUCCUGAUAUUUGCGGAGAUGGAAUUAUUACUGGAAUGGAAGAAUGUGAAGAUGGGAACACUAUUUAGUAUGAUGGAUGUUUUAAUUGUCAGUAUUAAUGUUAACUCUCCUGUACAAAAUGCAUUAAAGGAGAGUGUUUUGAAUGUAAUACUGGUGGGUUUUUUGUUGAUCCAACUGUUUAACCUUGGAGAUGUUAAGAAAGAUGUGGAGAUUAACUAAUAGUUGGAUAAGAAUAAUGUGAAGAUGGUAAUCAAGUUGAUACAGAUGGAUGCAAAGAUUGUAAAUAUUUCUGUAGAAUUGGAUGUUCUUCUUGUGAUUAUACUACUAAUACUUGUUUAAGUUGUGAAUUGCCAGGAUUUAUACCUGAGAAGUUCUAUUGCAAAAAUAUUUGUGGAGAUAAAUUUGUAGUAGUAGAUCCAUAUGGAUACUAUUAAGAGGAAUGUGAUGAUGGAAAUACAGAUGAUGAUGAUGGAUGCAAUAAUAAUUGUAAAUUUUAAUGUUAAUCACCAUGGAUAUGCAAGAGUUGUAGUAAUAAUCGAUGUUAGGAAUGUUACCCUGAAUAUUUCCUCACCGAAAAUUAAUUAUGUAUAUCUAUUUGUGGAGAUUCAAAAAUAGCAAUUGAUGAGUAAUGUGAGGAUAUAUUUAUAUUACCUUAUAAGGGUUGUUAAAAUUGCAAAGCAAAAUGUUAGUCCUCUUGCAUUACUUGUGAUACUACUGGGAAGGGUUGUUUAGCUUGUAGGAAUGGUUACAGAAGAAUUGAUAAUUUAUGCUAUUCAAUAUGUGGAGACUAAAUAGUAACUGAAGAUGAGGAAUGUGAUGAUGGUAAUUUAAUAUUUGAAGAUGGUUGUAAUUAAUGUUCAUUUAGUUGCCCUAUUACUUGUUCAAAUUGUCAAAAGGGUGUUUGUCAUGAUUGCCAUGAAGGUUACUAAUAUAUUAAUCAUUCAUGCGUUAAAAUUCUUAAAUAAGAACAUGAUCCAAGAUGUAAUUCUUUUUGUUUGAGCUGUAGUAUUGAAAGACAAGGUUGUUUGACUUGUUAGGUUGGAUUUGUUAAUAUUAAUGGUAUAUGCCAUCCUAAUUGUGGAGAUUAAUUAGUUGUUGCUGAUGAAUAGUGUGACGAUGGUAAUUUAAUAUUUGAAGAUGGUUGUAAUUAAUGUUCUUAUAGUUGCCCUAUUACUUGUUCAAAUUGUCAAAAGGGUGUUUGUCAUAAAUGCCAUGAAGGUUACUAAUAUAUUAAUCAUUCAUGCGUUAAAAUUCUUAAAUAAGAACAUGAUCCAAGAUGUAAUUCUUUUUGUUUGAGCUGUAGUAUUGAAAGACAAGGUUGUUUGACUUGUCAGGUUGGAUUUGUUAAUAUCAAUGGCAUAUGCUAUCCUAAUUGUGGAGAUUAAUUAGUUGUUGCUGGUGAAUAGUGUGACGAUGGUAAUUUAAUAUUUGAAGAUGGUUGUAAUUAAUGUUAUUUUAAUUGCCCUAUUACUUGUUCAAAAUGUCAUCAAGGGGGUUGUGUAAAUUGUCCAAAAACUAGUUUAUUAUAUAAUCAAAAAUGUUUAGAAGUAACAGAAAAUUUUAAUCAAAAGGAAUACAAUAAUUUUUAAUUUUCAUAAUUAACCAUAACUCAGGCCUUCACAACAACUCCUAUUUAAACGAGUAGAAUUCAAAUGAAGAUCAUUGAAUUUGUUUAAUAAGUUUAUAAUUAGGUUGGUCAAUAUGCAGAAUUUAUGGGUUCAAGUUUUCCAUUUAUAAACAUAGAAAUCAAUAUCCAGUGCAUUUAGAAUAUGUAAGUUAAAAGUCACUUUAUUAAGCAUACUUAUGAGAAAGAAGUUAAUAAUGAAGAAAUAUUAUUUUCAUAUGGUUGUCACCAAACAUUUAACCAAGAUAUAACAUUCUCUUUUAAGUUAGAAAAAAUAGUCUUAAAAGAUGAAAUCUUGGUAAUAGCUAUUUCUGAAGAUGAGUUGAAAUUAUCAUCCUUAAAAGAAAAGUAUACACAAAGGCUUUUAUAUAUUACAUUUGAGGAUGUUUGA
Messenger RNA from Paramecium pentaurelia, 5054 nucleotides. The record is from the annotation of a GenBank genome assembly. Lineage: Eukaryota; Ciliophora; Oligohymenophorea; Peniculida; Parameciidae.